GGGUGUGUGUGUGUGUGAGGUAUCCUGCAAAAGGUUAACAUUUGGCUGAAUCAUCUGCCCUGCGGCGGCGACAGCUCCAACUGCAGUGCCUACAAUCGUGAGCGCGUCAAACAAUACACCCGUCAUCGUCACCAUGGCAACGACAGGUAGGAAAACAAAGUGAAAUUGUUCGGUGCGUUGCUUUGUAGCGAAGCGUAUCGUGGUGAUUGGCAGUACUUCGCUGCGCUGUGGCAAAGGGAAAACCAAUCAACAAAGAAAGGGUACAGCAGCUCCAAAUUGUGGCGUUUACAUAAAAAAUGGCGGAUGACAACUCCUGGGUGUUUGAUUCGUUGGUGUGCUUUUUGCACGGCCCGGUAUGGAAUGCACCGCUGCAGACGUUCAUCGAGGAUAAAUCGAUUAUUUUCGAUCCCAACCUGCAGCCGGACGAGAACAAUCCCGACUUCCGGAAGGUGCACGAUGAGUACAAGAAUCUGGUCGACUACAUGCUCGGUUCGUUCAUGGAGGAGAUGCAAAUCACGCCGGAACAGUUCGAGUUUGCCUGUCUGGAGGGCCGGCACGUCGCUAGUCUGGGAAGUGCCGGGGCGGCUGGGGCACGCGCCGCGUCCGCCGGUACGACCGGUGGCAGCAGCGACCGAACAGAUCAGUCCGGUGGCAAUACGUUCUCCUUCCAUCAGGGUUUGUUCCAGCAAAUAUGGGCCGCAAACGAUAUACGCAUCUUCAUACGCAUGAUGGUGCAGCGCAACGUCGAGCUGCAGCUGCAAGCGUUGGAUCUUAUCGAGCGCCGAUCGCAAAGCCUUUCCUCCAAGCGUGACGAAGGUUCCGUUGAUGGGGCUGGAGGGGAGGCUGGUGACACUGGGUCGGAGCUGAAGCCUGCGGAAGACACGCCCGAGGAGCGUGAAAUUGAGCAGGAUAUUUUAAAAUCGGUCGAAAACGAGUUAAAAGUACCGCUGCUGACAGAAGGGGACGCUGGUGCACCGGAUCAAACGCAAGCGUCUGCUUUGGCCGGUACGCUUGAGGGAGGGCUGCCGGGCACGGCAAGUGAUAAGUUUCAGCGCUUGAAUUUGUUUUUCGACCAGGAAAAGAUCAACACGGACGACAUGAAAGCGCGGCAGGAGUAUUUGCGAACCCAGCGGGACAAGAUACUGACCAUCAAGAAGCAGGCGCGGGCCCGGCAGCUGAACGAAACGAUACGCAAAAGCGAACGCCCAGCGUCGGCACAGGUGGCACAAAAGUUUCUGGACGGUGAAACCGAAUCGGUAACGGUUGAGCCACCGGAAGGUUCGCUGCAGCUGCGCAAGAUGCUGGCCCAACGGCUGCGCAACGAGGUAGCCAUCGAUAAGCAGCCGUACCGGCGAACUCGUUCGACGAGAAACAUUCGUCGCUCAUGAGUGGACAGGGCUGUACCACUAGGUUGGCCAGUACAGAAUCUUUACGGUAUUCUAAUUUUUGAUCUAGAAGGCUAUGAAAUGAGUGAAAAUGAGCGUCGCGGCGAACGUUCCCAGGAACGAACGAUUUCGCCGGUAUGGCUGAAGGAGUGAAGCUCGGCACAGAUACGGGGUCAGUGUGAUGGAAGGGUAUAGAAAUCGAUAUCGCAUGAAACACAGCUCGUCCUCGUCCUCGCACAAUGUGAUAUUAUCACCGGCAGUGUGCAGUGUCGAUCGAUAUGCAUGAUGUUUGUUGGUGAAUAAUAUAUGUGUAACACACUGCGUUGGGGGUGUUUCCCCGGGUAUA
Anopheles coluzzii is the source of this 1731-nucleotide messenger RNA. RefSeq names its product cilia- and flagella-associated protein 36. Gene Ontology annotation, cellular component: axoneme; ciliary base. NCBI's taxonomy places the organism in Eukaryota, Metazoa, Arthropoda, Insecta, Diptera, Culicidae. The record is from RefSeq and is a predicted model, not a curated record. Bases 297 to 1388 code for a protein of 363 amino acids. The transcript is spliced from 4 exons.